ACGCACCUGCCAACUGACGAGCCAGGCACCCGUCCGCGGCACUAGGAGUAACUGCGACGUCGUCGUACGUCCGUCCUGUUCACGCUGCCACGUCAUUAGAAGCUCGUUCAAGUGCUGCCACGUCACCAUACGUUCGUUCGAUUUGUGUGCUGCCACGUCAUCGUUCGCUCGUUCGAUUCGUGUGCUGCCACGUCAGCUUUCGGUCACUCGAUUUGCGUGCUCCCACGUCAUCAUUCGUUCGCUGAUUGGCAGCAGAGAGGAGGAGGAGGAGGAGGAGGAGGAGGAGGAGGAGGAGGAUGGCAACCAGCAUGAGCGCUGAUGUGGCACCAUCUGGGCCGUCGAAGAAUUAUCCGCCGGAACCGUGGCGGAUGCGCGGCAACAUGUCGUUGUCCCUAUGGCGAGUGCCCAAGCAGAGCCUCCCGGAGGUGCCACCAGGAACCAAGCCCGUGCUCCUUGGGGGCAAGGGUCUCGUCGGGACGGCGUGGGUGGUCUACGGGCCAGGCAGCGCCGUGAGAGUAUACAACGAGCUCUUCGCCGGUGUGCUGGUGACGCGGGGGAUCUGGCCACGUGUCAACAUCCCACAGAUAUGGGUGGAUAGCGUGCCGUCCAACGAGGGAGCGCGGGCAUUGUGGGGGGUUCCCAAGGAGAUGGGCACCUUCAAGAUCUCGGAAAACGCGCGGGAAAAUGGGCGGGGGAAUGCGCGGGAAACGCGUGCUUCCUUACAGGGCAUCGUGUCUGCCACGAUGAGCGACCGCCUCUCUCUCCCGGGAAAAUGGCCGGUGCGGCUCAAAUUUGUGCACUCCCUGCGUGGCAUGCUCAAAGACUGUCCCAUGGUCGUUCGGUCAAAGCUGACCGUGCGGAACGCUGAAUAUGACGUGGACAAGUCCGGACCGCUGACGUGGCUGCGGGGAAACCGUCCGUUCUUUACUCUGGGCUUGCCGGACUUCGACAUGCUCAUCGGCGAUAAACCCAUCGUGAAAGGAGAGUAGGGGGGCAGUUCUGAGAGAGGCGGGRGGGGGGGGGGGGRAGAGGGGGAGACGCCCCGUGGCGUCUGCUGGGCAGCACAGGGCGCGGCCUCAACGCGAGAACCCACGGGCGGGCUGAGCUCUGCCCUCCUCUUCGUCAAUGCCGCACCAGCUUGAUUGACAGCGGAGAAGCACGUGGCGCGCGUCUAUCGCAUGCAUGCAUGGUCGUCGAUGGCGCGCGUCUAUCGCAUGCAUGCAUGGUCGUCGAUGGCGCGCGUGCAUGCAUGGUGAUUGACUUCAUGCAUGCAUGGUCGUUCAUUAGAUGUACGCGUGCAUGGGAGUAGGACGCUGUGUUUUGCUCAUUGAUUGAGGACGAUGGGAUGAACUAGCCUUCAUACCGGGCACACCUUGCCGUUCUCCGGUUAAGUGCAUUGAAUGAACAAGGCAGUCUACGUACGUGCAUUGCGUCAUUGCAUGAACAAGGCUGCAUACGUUCGUGUAUGAUGGCAUGAAGAAGGCGAUUUGGUACGUACGUGCAUCAUUGGCUGAAGAAGGCUACGUACGUACGUGCCUUGCAUGAAGAAGGACUGGAUCGAAGGACGAUCAGCUCCAUGAGCCAUCCAAUAAAACGAAGAAAAGAAAAAAGGAAAAUCUUCAUGAGCUUAGCCUUGGCUUUCUCAUCGACGAGAGCCACCAAGCAUGAACCUUUUCCGUUUCUCCACGUUUUUUUAUUUAUGGGGAAGUUUCUCCAUUUUAAUUGAUCUGCUGCUUUGGAAAGAAAAAAAAAAAGAAAAAGGAAAAGAACGACUUCCGGGCUUCGCGUCGGGAGCUUCUUAUAUCGUCUUUUACUUCGACUCUACGUACGUGGAGAUGUCACACCAAAGACAAAUUAGCAUGCAAUACAAGUCGACGUGUCAAACAUAGACUGCGUCAACAUGGAAUUCAGAACGAACCAUCCAACAGCAGAGCAAACCACCAUCCCUCUCGUCAAGAUAGAAACUUGCACAUUCUUCCAGCGGCUACCCCUACGCCGC
Chara braunii is the source of this 1999-nucleotide messenger RNA. Lineage: Eukaryota; Viridiplantae; Streptophyta; Charophyceae; Charales; Characeae. The record is from the annotation of a GenBank genome assembly.